AUGGCCUCAGCGACAAGAUUAUUUGUGAGCAAUUUACCGGAAAACAUUGAUAACAAUUCUCUAAAGGACAUAUUUUCUUCCUAUGGAGAAGUAACCAACUUUGAUUUGAAAUCGAAGCCUGGGGUAGAAAAUGAUAAAAAAACAUUCGCAUUUGUAACAAUUUCUGCUUCCAAUUAUAACGUGGAAUCGUGUAUAAAAUACUUCUCUAAUAAUGACUUUCAAGGACACAAAUUGUAUGUGACAAGAGCCCGUGAAAGCUUUUUAGAAAGACUUCAAAGAGAAAGGGAACAAGCUCAAAACAAAACCUCUGAGAAUGAACCAACAAAAGAAAACAAUGAAAAAGUUUUUCUUAACAACAACCAAAACACACAUAAAAGAAAAUUUAAUGACUUGAAUGAAACCCCACAAAGCUUCAAUGGCGAUGUAAAUCAUUCAAACCAUUAUAAUUCUAUGAAGAAUAAUUCAUUUGAAAAUGAUGAGAAGAAAAUGAGUUCAGAUAAAAAAAGAUUGGAGUCAAUCAAGAAAAAACGUCAAGAGUUUAAUGCAAAGAAAAACAUAAUUAAAACUGGCCUGAUAAGUAUUGACAAGCAACAAAAUAAGAAAGUUAUAUUUUCCGAUAAUGAAGAUGAUUUGUCAACUAAAUACGACGCAGGUGUUAAUGAUGUUAAAACUUCAAAAGAGAAACCCAGUUUGUUUGACGAUGCUGCCAGUGAUGAUGAAAUAAACUUUGAUAUAAAGGAACAAUUUGAAGGGAAAAAGGGUAAAAAGGUUUUAGACUUACAGUCUACAUACAAAGCCGACAAACGUUUCGUUUUGGAUGAAAGAUUUGUUGAGGAUGAAUCAGGUAGCGACGCUGAAGCCGCUCAUCAAGACGAAAAUGUAGAAAUAGGUCAAGCCGAUGAAAAAUCAAAACAACUUGAUAUAUUGCAAAAUUUGUUAGGCGUGACUAUUAAAACAAAACAGACAGAAGUAGUUAAUAAAACAAAGCAAAAACUUGGUAUGCUGAGAUUUGAUCCAUCUCAGCCAGAACAUGCAAAAUAUUUAGCGCCCGUUACGGAAAAACCCGAACAAACGAAAAAAAGUAAAAAAAAGAAAAAAGACAUUGAGGUUGUGGAAGAACAACCAAAAGAAACAGAAAAUGUUGUUGAAAAGGUGGAAGUGUCUAAGGAACAAUUCUAUAAGAUAACCGAUGAUUUGAAAGAAGCUAUAACACAACCACAAGAAUUUAGCUUAAGGAGUCUGUUUGCCAAAGACGAUGUUCAGAAUGAAGAAAACGAAGAUGAAGACAAGUAUAUUCCACUUCAAACUAAAAAGAAAGACAAAGUCAAAAAUCCAUUAGAACCUGACGAAAAAAAUCCAUUUGUGUAUGAUUCAUCUGACUCGGAAAAUGAGGAAGAAGUUUUAAAAACUACUGAAGAAAAUGAUGAAUCCAAAAAGCAAGAAACAAAAACGGUUUGGAGGGAAAACUUAUUCUUCACAAACUCUGAUUAUAGAUUAAAAGAUGGACUACUGUUCUUUACUAAGCCACAAGAAACAGAGGUGCAAAAAGACAGAAGAGAGUUGAAAUCUUUAAUGAAGAAGAGAAUUUACAAUAGAGACCGCAAAAAUACUAUGUUCCAAAAGAAAAUUGGUGGACGCAAGAAGACUAUGAAGAAAAAAUUCAGAAAAUAA
Messenger RNA from Danaus chrysippus (African queen), 1671 nucleotides. The record is from the annotation of a GenBank genome assembly. Lineage: Eukaryota; Metazoa; Arthropoda; Insecta; Lepidoptera; Nymphalidae.